This is a messenger RNA of Drosophila ficusphila, 4840 nucleotides long. RefSeq names its product guanine nucleotide exchange factor subunit Rich (gene Rich). The record is from RefSeq and is a predicted model, not a curated record. Gene Ontology annotation, cellular component: cytosol; Ric1-Rgp1 guanyl-nucleotide exchange factor complex; Golgi membrane. Gene Ontology annotation, molecular function: protein binding. NCBI's taxonomy places the organism in Eukaryota, Metazoa, Arthropoda, Insecta, Diptera, Drosophilidae. Gene Ontology annotation, biological process: retrograde transport, endosome to Golgi; intracellular protein transport.
CAACACUCACAUUUGUAUACGCGUAAAUCGCGCAGAAAUUUUGUUGUGCUGUGGAAUGUUUUGUUAAAGUGCUAAUUGGGCGAGGCAGACCAUGUAAAACUGGGUGUAUCCCACAUAAUUAACUUUUCACUCGGAGGAUGUACUUUCCCGUGGGCUGGCCCAAGCGUGUGGGUCUGGGGAUGCCCGGCGAGAGCGCCAGCAUCCGGCAUAUCUGCUUCGAUGCCGUCAAGAUACUCGUGGCCGCCGUGGGCGAUGACUUCCUGGGCAUCUGGUACGCGAAUCCGCUCAUCCCCAUUGCCUACUUUCGGCGCACGGCGGACUCCCUGCGGCAGUACGGCUCCAACCAGGUGAUCGUAUGGAAGCCGGAUUCCCGCCAGUUGGCCCUGCUCACUGCGUCCGGCGCGCUCCUGCUGUACCAACUGGACUUCGACGCUAACGGCAGUGGGAUUCUGCAGCAGGUGGAUCCACCCGCCGCCAGCCUCAAACGUGACUCCGCCGAGCUGUUCAUCAAGGAGAACAUCCCCCGGCUGAGCCUGCACGAGCUGUGCAGUGUCACUCUGGGCUCAGUCAUCACCACCUUGUGCUGCAUCAGCCUCAGCGAAUUGCUCCUGGCCACCCAGUCCUGCGAGCUGCUGCGCCUGCAGUGGACUCAGUUGGAGCACUCCGAGAACGAACUUCAGCUGCCAGCUCUUGCUGCCAUUAAACUGUGCGACAUUCCCUUCUACGUGCAACAACAGCCACAGCAGACGUCAGUCCGAAAUGUACCGCCUUUGAGCAGCGACUCCUACGUAGCCUCGCUGGAAUACUCGCCGUUCAUAGGCGGCUGUGCGGCCGUCUUCAGCGACCGUCGUGCCGCCUUCCUGAUUGCCAACCACUUGAGAUUCGAGACCGACCACAUGCACGGAUUCUGGGUUCCGGAUGUGGAGGAUGCAAGCGUGUGCAGUGUCAACCAUAAAUUUCGCCUGUUGGCCUACGGCCAGGAGAGCUCGGCGGUGAAUGUGUAUGCGAUUGAUGACGCCACUGGGGGUCUAGAAUUUUCCCACCGGUUGAUGCUUACGGAGAAUGUACUGCCUGGAAGUUUGGGAGCGGUGAACGAGCUGAAGUGGAGCCCCGACGGCUGCGUUCUAGCCGUAAGUUGGUCCAAUGGAGGCUUGUCCCUGUGGAGCACCUUUGGAGCGUUGUUAAUGUCUACUUUGAGCUGGGAUUUUGGCCUCAACGUAGAUCUAGUGCGACAAAACCCACUCAAGCUCAGACGCCUGGAGUGGUCGACUGAGGGCUACCAUCUUUUCAUGCUGACGCAGCAGCCGCCGGAGAGGCAGGACAAAGACAAGAGCAAUGUCCUGCAGCUGCAGUUCGUUAAGAGCGCGCUAAGCAUAAAUCCCUGCAUGACAACCAACCCGCACAUACUGCUGCAGGGAGAUGAUUGCCUGUACCUAAACCAGGGCAAUAACUUGGAGCCGACUUACGCCGGAAGUCAGGCCACGUUUCCCUCCAGCGGCGUGGGUUCAGAUGAUGCGGUGACCGGCGAUGGCGACUGCCUGGAGCUGAAACAAAGCCCACAUACGGGCAGCAUCCUUACGGAGAGCAAGUAUUGGACGGUGUUACAGCUGCCGCUCAACUACGCGGCCACCAACUGGCCAAUCCGAUAUGCUGCCAUCGAUUCGGAUGGACUACACUUGGCGGUGGCUGGGCGCACUGGACUGGCCCACUACUCGCUGGUGACGCGACGGUGGAAGCUCUUCGGCAACGAGUCACAGGAGAAAGACUUCGUUGUCUCCGGGGGCCUUCUGUGGUGGCACGGGUUUGUGGUCAUGGGCUGCUAUUCACUCCUGGAUCGCACGGACGAGCUGCGGUGCUAUCCCGCGGACUGCAAACUGGACAACCAAUUCGGCCACAAGCUGCAGGUGCGAGCGCCUGUAAGUGCCCUGAACUCAUUCCGCCACCAGUUGAUUGUGCUCACUGCCGAUGGGAUCGUGAGCCUUUUCAACAUGACAAAAAAGUCGGCCUACGCCCUGGAUAUUGAGUGCGCCUACGAGUUGGACGUGAAGAGCAUAUGCAUCCACCCGGCGUGCAUUGUGAGUCUGACCGUGACGAACCUCAAGAACGAGCUGAAGCCGCAGGGUCAGCAGCAGGGUGGUGAGCAGGCGGAGACAAUCAUCGUGAAUGUCUGCGGCCGCAUCCUGAUGAUCCAGCGCGACGCAAGCGAGCAGGUGCCCAACACCUUGCUGGCCACGUGUCUGGCGAGCUGCGUUGAAGUCUUCUGGCUGUCGCACGCCCUGGAGCGCUGUGCCAUGCGAGACUGCCUCUGGCUUUACUCGGGGGCCCACGGGAUGCGCGUGUGGCUACCAAUUCUGCCGCCGGGAAGAGAGCGUCGCGAGGGAGAGCACGACAGUGCUCAGCGGCUGCACAGUUUCAUGUCAAAACGGAUCAUGCUGGGCUUCCCGCUGAAGCUCUAUCCACUGGUUGUGCUGUUCGACAAUGUGAUCGUGCUGGGCGUGGAGAACGAAAGCACUCUUUACGCCAACGAGCAGAGCUCCCACUUCUCACUCCCGUUCGCCGUGAUGGAGCGCAAGUCGCAAAUCUAUCUGCACAAAGUACUGCGCCAGCUGAUCAAGAGGAACCUUGGAUACUCCGCCUGGGAGAUCGCGCAGUCGUGUCGUUCCCUGCCCUAUUUCCCGCACGCUUUGGAACUGCUUUUGCACGAGGUUCUCGAGGAAGAGGCUACCAGCAAACAGCCCAUUCCGGAUGCCCAGUUGCCCAGCAUCCUGGAUUUUAUACGCGAGUUUCCGGUCUACUUGGAGACAAUUGUGCAGUGCGCCCGCAAGACGGAGAUCGCACUUUGGCCUUACCUCUUUUCAAUGGCCGGCAAGCCCAAGGAUCUGUUCCAGUUGUGUCUGCAGUCGGAGCAGCUGGACACGGCCGCCAGCUACCUUAUAAUCCUGCAGAAUCUGGAGCCAUCGGUGGUUAGCAAGCAAUAUGCCACCAUGCUGCUGGACAUUGCUUUGCAGCAACGGAAGUGGGAGCUGGCCAAGGACCUGAUCCGCUUUCUAAAAGCCAUCGACCCGAACGAGAUCGACUCACCACGGUCCUCGAUGGUGGUUAAUGUGAAGAUCGCUCCUCCGCCCCAGGUUAACACGCAGCAGCAGGUGAACCAGAAUGCGGAUGCCUUCAAUAUGGUCCUGGGCCCCAUUGCCAGGGAGCGCAGUUUCUCCACCACUGUGACCAGCAACCUGCCAAAGGACAAGCACACCCCCCGCUGGCCAGCAGUAACGCCUCUGACGGAAACCAGCAGUGCGGGAGCACCCACAGUGGUGCGCCGUCGGUCCACCAAGCAGCGCGAGACUUUCUGCAUCGAUCUGAUCCUGCAGCGCCAUGCCCGGCAGCUUCUGCAGAACCACAAGCUGACGGACCUGGGCUACAUGGGUGCCUAUCUGGACUUUCACCUUGUCAGCUGGCUGUCGCAAGAGUCGGAGCGUGCCGCCAAACUGGAUGACUUUACUGGCGCCCUGCAGGCACUGCACGUGGAACUUCAGCUUCCCAGUCCAUUUCCCACUACAGUAAAGGACGACUUUGCCCAGAUACGAGGAAGCGUUCGGCAGACAGGCGGCGGAGGAUCCUCGCAGACGUCGGAGUCCGGCUACUUGAGCCUGGCCACGCCCAAUGGGGCCGCAACGCAGUCGCCGCAACUGCAGCCGAGCAUUAGGGAGGAGGAGGAAGAACUGCAACAGCCCAGCUCGCUACCAGUGCUCAAGACCCGCUCCGGGUCGCAGGUGUCGUUCGACAAUUUCCGCUAUCGCCGUCUCUACUCGCUACCGGCAUCGGAAGACGACCUGGACGUGGAUCCGCUGCCCGCGAAGUUGUCCAUCAAGCUGCGCUAUUUGUUGCAGCUUUUCAUUGAGGCCAACUGCACGGACUACGCGCUAGUUCUCUCGAUAUUGCUCCAGGAUGCGGCCUCCAUCUCGCGGAUUGUGAACGGGAUAAUACGGAGCGAGUCGGUGCACACUUGCCUGCGCACGGAGACCGCCCUCAAGCAAUUAAGCCAGAGCACCUUCGAGCACAGUGGCUCUUUGUACCGGGGAUUCGUGCUCACCUUGCAGCCGCACGUCUACCUGCUGGAGCAGUACAUACAGUCGCUGGGGGAUGCCGCUCUGUCGCCCCUCCAAGAUGCCAGCCCGGCCACCGAGCAGGGAGUGGACGUCGCCACUGGGAUGCACGGACUGGAAAGUGAAGAGGGCGAAUUCGUGCCAAAAUCGACGCAGGCGAACGGAAACCAACGGACGGGGGCUGACCAUCGGCCAAGUCACCAGCGGCUCACCCGGCACGCAAGUCUAGAGUCGAACGGAAAUGCGGCGGUGGCCAGCGGCUCCUCCGCCCAAUCGACGCCCACCCAGCGUCAGCUGCCCCGGCAGAACAGCCGCGAGCGGGAGGGAUGUCGUCUCAUGUAAGCCCUUAGCCGUAAUCCGUACUCCACAUACUCAGCGCAUGGAUGUAGGUAGAUACGUACUCUGAACGAGCAUCUUUUUUUGUAAGUCCAUGGCAGAAAGUGUUUUGUUGCUGUAACUCGUUGUUGAAACUUUCCGUUAAUUGUAAGCCAGCGUACACACUCAAACGCCGAGUUAGAAAAAGGACCGGACAGAAACUCACACGCAGACAACGAAGCGUCGCCGGCAAAAACAAAACAAGCAACCGUGUAACCGUAUGAAGCAUACGUAACGUAAUCCGUAAUUUAGUAGAUGAAAUUUGCUGCAAUAUUUGUUAAUUAAAAUUAUACAAACAAUAUACUUAAAUAUACAAAUCAAAUACAAUUAUAUUUUUACUAAUAAAAGAAACAACAUAACAA